GCCCCCCGAAAGGCGGUGAUACUUGGCAGAAAUAAUCCUCCCGAAAGAUUUCCCCAGAGAAUCUCAAGUCCAUCCGGCCGUAGCUAAACCAGCCCUCCCACUUCAACGACCGUGUUCCUCAUCUCAUCUCAUCACAACCAUGAACUUCCCGGGAAUGACACCUUCAGGCGGCGCCGCCGCACCGCCUGGGAUCGGCGGGCCUCAAGAUCCUAACGUUAAAGCUGUUCAAUCUGCGAUGGAGUCUUGUUUUGGAAAGUCAGUCAUGUCGGGAGUUAUGGGAUUCGGUAUGGGUGGUUUAUUCGGAAUGUUCAUGGCCUCUAUGUCCUACGAUACACCUUACCACACAGCCGCCCCCGGUAGCCCGCAAAGCACAAUCACAUCGCUUCCUCUCAAGCAACAACUCAAGAUCGGAUUCAAGGAUAUGGGAACACGAUCAUGGUCUAUGGCCAAGAACUUCGGAAAAGUUGGCGCUUUGUACUCUGGCGUAGAGUGCGGUAUCGAGGGCCUGCGAGCGAAGAACGAUCUUACCAACAGUGUCGCCGCAGGAUGUUUGACGGGUGGUAUUCUGGCCAAGAAUGCUGGCCCUCAAGCUGCUGCAGGUGGUUGUUUGGCUUUCGCAGCAUUCAGUGCGGCCAUCGAUGCAUACAUGCGAUCACCACCCAAGGACGACUAAAUGCUGGCAGCUGAUAUAAACAAAAUUGGGGUUCGAAUAAGCGGGUUAAGAGAUGUAUAAAUAUGCUUGGAUUUUCUACAGACGUGGGAGUUUACGGUAAUCAUAUUCUAGAGCAUAGGGCGGCGUUGGGAGACGGACUCUCUCCUCUUUUGGAAUCUUCGCCACUGAAUGUACGAAGGCGGCACAAGGAUAGAUAUGGAGAUGAUGAUAUGGCACUUGUAUUAACAGGUAUUUUAAGACCCGCACUUCAUAGAGGAACUGCUCAUGCAGAGUCCACGAGUCUACACUGUAAUCUUAGCA
Molecule: messenger RNA, 973 nt
Organism: Fusarium oxysporum Fo47
Lineage: Eukaryota; Fungi; Ascomycota; Sordariomycetes; Hypocreales; Nectriaceae
Product: translocation channel protein TIM22
Exons: 3
Coding region: 140-673 (177 amino acids)
Biological process (GO): protein insertion into mitochondrial inner membrane
Cellular component (GO): TIM22 mitochondrial import inner membrane insertion complex
Molecular function (GO): transmembrane protein transporter activity
Source: RefSeq, a predicted model, not a curated record